UAUCAUAACUCAAAUAACAACAUUACAACAACUCAUAUAUAUAUUACAUAUAGAUCUUUCCAAGAGCUCAAAACAAAAACAAAAUAAUCUGUAUAUCGAUCGAUGGACAUGGAGACCAAGAAACCAUACAUGAUGGUGACUAUGAUACAACUCAUAUAUGCGAUCAUGUUUCUGAUCUCCAAAUCUGUAUUAGAUGGCGGAAUGAACACUUUCGUCUUCGUUUUCUAUCGUCAAGCGUUCGCUACCAUGUUCUUGGCUCCUCUCGCUUUCUUCUUUGAGCGCAAAAGUGCUCCACCUCUUUCAUUUGUGACCUUCAUCAAGAUCUUCAUCCUCUCUCUAUUUGGUAUGACAUUGAGCUUGGACUUAAACGGAAUCGCAUUAUCAUACACGUCGGCGACUUUGGCCGCCGCCACAACAGCUUCCCUUCCGGCCAUAACAUUCUUCUUCGCUCUCUUUCUUGGAAUGGAGUCGCUUACGGUUAAGAGCAUACAAGGAACAGCGAAGCUUUUGGGGAUAACUGUGUGCAUGGGAGGAGUAAUUACAUUAGCCCUUUACAAAGGUCCACUGUUGAAAUUACCUUUAUGUCUUCACCUUCAUCAUCACCAAAAUAUUCCCGGCCACGUCUCCGGCGGUUCCACCUCGUGGCUCAAAGGAUGUGUCCUCAUGGUCACCUCCAACAUUUUAUGGGGUCUCUGGCUCGUUUUGCAGGGCCGUGUGUUAAAGGUUUACCCAUCGAAGCUAUACUUCACAACUCUUCAUUGUCUGCUGAGUUCAAUUCAAUCUUUUGUCAUCGCGAUUGCAGUCGAGAGAGAUAUCUCAGCAUGGAAGCUUGGUUGGAACCUACGACUCGUUGCAGUCAUUUACUGUGGAUUCAUUGUAACAGGCGUAGCAUAUUAUUUGCAAUCAUGGGUUAUAGAAAAGAGGGGACCUGUUUUCUUAUCAAUGUUCACUCCUUUGUCUCUCUUCUUCACUAUCCUCUCUUCAGCGGUUCUACUUUGUGAAAUCAUCAGUCUUGGAAGUAUUCUAGGUGGAUUAUUGUUGAUUAUAGGACUCUACUGUGUGCUGUGGGGGAAAAGUAGAGAGGAAAAGAACGCUAAUGAUGAGAAGACAGAGCAACAUCACGAAGAUGAUGCCGUUUGCAAUGAAGUGAAGGUUGUCAUUAGUUGAAUGAACGUCAUAAUUUGUACUAUUAAAGAUGUGCUAAAGAUUAGGCUUAUUACUAUAUCUAUAUGUGGCUAUAUCAUUCACAUUUCACAUAAAAAUAGUGUCCAUAAUGAGUU
Brassica napus (rape) is the source of this 1280-nucleotide messenger RNA. RefSeq names its product WAT1-related protein At5g64700. Gene Ontology annotation, molecular function: transmembrane transporter activity. The coding region runs from base 103 to 1167 and encodes 354 amino acids. Lineage: Eukaryota; Viridiplantae; Streptophyta; Magnoliopsida; Brassicales; Brassicaceae. The transcript has 7 exons. Gene Ontology annotation, cellular component: plasma membrane. The record is from RefSeq and is a predicted model, not a curated record.